Messenger RNA from Acanthoscelides obtectus, 162 nucleotides. Lineage: Eukaryota; Metazoa; Arthropoda; Insecta; Coleoptera; Chrysomelidae. The record is from the annotation of a GenBank genome assembly.
AUGUCGCCUGAAGAAGCGCGAACGCACUGCGAACCUGGUGCACGAAUCCGAAAGCUUGGAGGCGCAGAACAUCGACCUGAAACAGCAGAUGCAGCAAUUGCAGAGCCAGAAACAGUCUUUGAUAGAUAUUCUCAGCGUGCACAGGCCUUUGUGCAGGCAUAA